CGGGGAGAUCCAUCAUGGCGGCGCCCGGUCACUGAGGAAAACUAUUGUUUUGACUUUUGUUUUGACUUUUUUCUAACACAAACUCCAACCCCAUACGUGGAUCACUAACCGGAAUGGUUUCCCCACAUACUGGAGCAGUUAGCAGACCUAGAGGAAUAUAUCGAUCACUCCUACAACAGCUGAAUAUGGACAACAACCCGCAGGAAUCACCGACCCAAACACACGGAGAAAAACCUUCAUCCACACACACAGAUGAUCUGGAAUCAUGACAGAAGUCGAGGUCUGAGCUGGGGCCUCGUAUGCCGGGCUGCUGGGGCUCCUCAUUACACUCGGGUGCACAGUUCACGGGGCUACUGCCUGCAGAGUCGUCCACCUAAAAAGCUUUGGGGCCCUCCAGCAGGUAUAUAAAGGCCAGCCCUCGGGGAGACGAGACGACAGAGAGACUGCAAAAAGAUCGAGAACUUUCUCCUUGUUUUGCUCGUCUUCCUUUGCUCAGGAGAUUCAAACCCCAGCAGAAAUGAUCAUGGCAGCAGCGAUGGCUUCCGAAGGCAAAAAGCCGGCUCCCCCCAAGUUCAAGCAGAAGGAGACCCGGCAGUUCAAGAGCAAAGCUCCCAAACCCGGACAGAAGGGAUCCGACGACGUGCCCGGGAUGGACGGAGACGGAGAUGCGAUCGUCAUCUGCCCCUGGGAGGCGUUUGGCGACAUGGAGCUGAGUGAUUUGGCGCAGUUCGGCAUCGUCUAGAUCUUACGCCAAAAGAAAGCACUGGUUCUGGCAAGUGGGAGCAGUGGCGGCCUUGUGGACCAGUGUGGCCCAGUUUCUGUGGACAGUUUGGUCCAACUCCUAUGGUCUUUUUCUCUUUCUAUAUGGACUCAUAAUAGAUUUCUAGGAUGAUCAACAGUGUCAAAUGCCUUUGAAAGAUCAAUAAAAAGAGCUGCACAAUGUUUCUUAUUAUCCAGAGCUAAAACAAUAUCAUUUAAAAUGAGAGUGGUGGCAGUGAUAGUGCUGUGCUUUUCUCUAAAACCAGAUUGGUGGGUAUUUAAAAUAGAAUGAGCUGAAAGGAAUGAUUUAAGUUGGGCAUUCACUAGUGAUUCUAGUAUUUUUGCCAGACAUGACAGUUUAGAGAUGGGCCUAUAAUUAUUUAAUAAAGUUUUAUCACCAUUUUUAUGCAAUGGGGUCACGAAAGCAGUUUUCCAAGCCCUAGGAACUGUACCUGAUAAAAUAGAACGGUUAAAAAUAUAAGUUAUAUAAUAUGCUAUAAUUGGGCUGGCCAGGUUUAAAAAGUAAGGGUCAAGUUUAUCCUCACCUACUGAAUGUUUUGAAUUCAAUGCACACAAGGUACUCACAGCGUUUAGUGCAGCAACGGCGUGCUGCCACUCACUCGCUUUAAUUAUUUUAUACUAUUUAUAUACUCUUUCUACUUUUACUGUGACCACCAAAUAAUGUCGUUUUCCUGUCCUCCACCUCAUCCACAACAUCUAGAUCUCAGAUCUCAGUCAAAUUUAGUGGCACGGUGGCUGGUCACCCUCUCAUUCAUACUGACGCCAAACAGGCUGCAGGAAGCUGCUGCGCAUGCUCAGCAGGCUCAUCCAUAUGCAAAUACUACUUUGCAUUACGCUUUUAAGGUAAAAAGUGGGCGUGUAGAGGGCAGGAUAUGAGGCGUAUUCAGCUGCGCAGCCUUCCAGCUGGACUGUGAUUUACAAAGCGAACAUUGCGUGCAAGUGUGCGUGCACAUGGUUUUAUUGAUCCAGAUUUUUGCGCCCGGCAUUUUCGGCUUUUUGGUGUACGCGCAUGUGGCCGGGUGGAGAGGUUGACGGGACACGCACCUGUGUCCCAUCCACCUGAGUGGCUGCCACGCCUCCAACCGGCCUGCCUUUAUAACGCAGAGCUGGAGAGCAGAAAAGGGGUCGGAGGGGCUGCUGCUGAGGAGCUGUGUGUGUUUCUGCACGUUUUGGGUGAGAAAUAAAAGGGUCUGAACGAAACUCCGUGUCCUCUCCGUCCUUCGGUCGGGCCCCCGUGGCACGCACUUUGCCACAGCGCACUUUUAGUAUGACUCCUACGCAGUCCAUUUUAAAUGAGGCCCCAGCUAUCUCAUCAAUAGCUGAGUAGGGGGCAGAGGGAGGUCUGUACACAGCAACCACAAUGAUUGCAUUGUUAUGUGCAAUAGUCACUUUCAAAACAAGAAAUUCAAAACAUUUUUCAAUUGUGACAGCAUUCAGAACAGUGCAGGUAAGAGAAACUCUUGUAUAAAUAGCCACACCACCUCCCCUAGAGUUUCUAUCACAUCUAAAAACAUUAAAAUCGUACAAGGCAAUCUCAGAGUCAUUCACAGAACAGUUUAACCAAGUUUCAGAUAGAACAAUAAUAUCAGGGUUUGUUUGUGUUGCCAGGAGGAGUAUUUAUACAAUCAACUACAAUCAGAUCAGAUUAUAUUGAUGAGUGGUUCUGAAUUGAUGCAUUUGGCCUACUUGUGCUCAAAUACCUCAAAUACCUAAAACAUUAGGCUACAUCUGUCAGGGUUUGACACUUCCCCCCCAGUUUUUGAGUUUCAGUUCUGUCCCUCCUGUUUCCCAUUUGCCCUGAUUGUGUCUGCACCUGUGUCUCGUCGUGUCUCGUUAUCCCCUGUGUAUAUCUUGUCUUGUCAUUCCUUUGUUCCCUGUCGGUCCGUACUGUUUCUUCCUACAUGUCUCCUCGUAGUUUUUCCUGAUCCUGGUUUUUGUUGAUCCUGCUCUGCAGCGCUUUUAGUUCUUGUUUUUUGUAAAUAAACCCUUUUUGUUGAGAACUCCUGCCUCCGGCCUCCUACUCUCUCUCCUGCGUUUGGGUCCUCAUCUAACCAAUCACAACAACAUCUGGUUUGUGUACUAACAUUUUGAUCCAUGACACUCGUGCAAAUUUUUAUGUAAAACAUUCAUUCUUGAACAGGAGAACAGGAGACAACUGCAUCAGAAUCAAAUCAA
Messenger RNA from Cololabis saira (Pacific saury), 2955 nucleotides. RefSeq names its product retinal cone rhodopsin-sensitive cGMP 3',5'-cyclic phosphodiesterase subunit gamma-like. Gene Ontology annotation, molecular function: cGMP binding; 3',5'-cyclic-nucleotide phosphodiesterase activity. The transcript has 6 exons. NCBI's taxonomy places the organism in Eukaryota, Metazoa, Chordata, Actinopteri, Beloniformes, Belonidae. Bases 518 to 742 code for a protein of 74 amino acids. The record is from RefSeq and is a predicted model, not a curated record. Gene Ontology annotation, biological process: positive regulation of epidermal growth factor receptor signaling pathway; visual perception; positive regulation of G protein-coupled receptor signaling pathway. Gene Ontology annotation, cellular component: photoreceptor outer segment membrane.